Nematolebias whitei (Rio pearlfish) is the source of this 4101-nucleotide messenger RNA. It is a transcript of the gene sned1, whose product is annotated as sushi, nidogen and EGF-like domains 1. The record is from RefSeq and is a predicted model, not a curated record. Lineage: Eukaryota; Metazoa; Chordata; Actinopteri; Cyprinodontiformes; Rivulidae. Gene Ontology annotation, biological process: cell-matrix adhesion. Gene Ontology annotation, molecular function: calcium ion binding; protein binding.
AUGGUGUUGCUGGUACUGCAAGCCCUUCUGUCCUGCUUCUGCACCCUGCUGCCCAGGGUGGACUCUGCUGUGCCCUUGGAGGACUUCUACCCCUACGGUGAGGACAGCGGGGACUCUCAGACCAUCUCUCAGGACGACGGAGGCUCUGGACUUCAAGAGAUCUCUGUUGCCUUCCCCUUCUUUGGUGACAGGCACACAGGACUCUAUGUUAACAACAACGGCCUUGUGUCUUUUUUGAGGGAGGUCUCUCAGUUCACACCUGUAGCGUUUCCGAUUUCCGGGGACAGAAGGGUUGUGGCGGCGUUCUGGGCCGAUGUGGACAACCGUCGAGCAGGGAAAGUCUUCUACAGAGAGAGCCAGGACCUAUCCAUCCUGAGGAGGGCUUCAGGUGACGUCAGGACAUAUUUCUCAGAGUUCCCUGCCUUCAAUGCAACAUGGGUUCUCAUUUCAACAUGGCAUCAAGUUACUUUCUUUGGAGGAAACUCAAAAAGCCCGAUUAACACUUUCCAAGUGGUGCUGAUUACAGACGGAGAAUUUUCGUUCACUAUAUUCCAGUACAAUAACAUCACUUGGACAACAGGCAGGCAUGCAAGCAGUGGGGGCGACCUGUAUGGGCUGGGGGGCAUUGCAGCGCAGGCAGGUUUUAAUGCUGGAGAUGGCAAGCGCUAUUUCAACAUCCCUGGGUCUCGCACUGCUGAUGUGGUCAAUGUUGAGGAGACCACCAACGUGGGCUACCCAGGCAGAUGGGUCUUCCGCAUAGAUGACGCAAACGUGGAAGUCGGGAGCUGCAACUCUGCAUCAGUGUGUCCACACCUGCGCCCGUGCCUGAACGGAGGGCAGUGCAUCGAUGACUGCAUUACAGGCAACCCCUCCUUCACCUGCUCCUGCCUGGCUGGCUUUACUGGUCGCUGGUGCCAAAUCAGUGACCAGCGGUGCAUACUUUCAGAAUGAGGGGAGUUGUGUGGCGGAUGUUAUAAUCAGCUGAGUAAAUUCUGCGUGUGUGUUGCAGACAUUGAUGAGUGUGAGGACAGGCCAUGUCUUCACAACGCGUCGUGUGUGCAGGGACUUGGUAACUUCACCUGUGUGUGUGAGCCUGGUUACACUGGUGUCUUGUGUGAGACAGACAUAAACGAGUGUGAGUCCCAGCCCUGCCUGCAUGGAGGACAAUGCAUCGAUCAGGUGGCUGCUUUCACCUGUGUGUGUCCUCACACUUUCACCGGAAUGUUCUGUGAAACAGAGUUGGUGAUACCACAUGUGAAUUCCUCAGAAGCACUCAAUCAAACAGAGGAAUGUCUAUGCCAAAACAGGGGCGUCUGUGUGGACAUCAAUGGAACCUGUGAAUGCCCCUCAGGCUACACAGGACCCUACUGUCAGUUUGAAGUAACUCAAACAGUGUGCAGUAACAGCAGACCAUGUCCUGAUGGAAGUCCUUGUUUGGAAUACGGAGGGACCUACCUGUGUUCGUGUUAUACCGGAGUAGACCAUGAUCUUAUGGACUUUUACCCUUAUGUACAGCCCCAAUCGGUCUGUGACUCCUCUCCCUGUCUAAAUGGGGGGUACUGCUACGAACGAGAAGGAGGCUACACCUGCGAAUGCAGAUAUGGAUUCUGGGGGAACCACUGUGAAAAAGUUAGACUCAGUACCUGUGCCUCUAACCCCUGCCGCAAUGGGGGCUCCUGUAAGGAAGAGGCAGGAAGUUACAGAUGUGUGUGUCCUUACAGAUUCACUGGAAAGAACUGUGAAGUGGGAAAACCAGACCCUUGCUCCUCCGGUCCUUGUCUAAAUGGCGGGACAUGUUUUCACUACUUGGGAAAAUAUAAAUGUGAAUGCACUGAGGCGUACAGCGGCAGACACUGUCAGAUAAGCAGGAGCUCAGUGCAAACAUCUGCAGAGCUGGGCUGUGGGCUACCCCCGCAUGUCAAGCAUGCUGAAGUCCAGUUUUCCUCAACAACACCAGGCUCCGUUGCUGUGUACAUUUGUCACUCCGGCUUCACGUCUGUGCCCAGAGCCACUAAGAGCACCUGUGACAUUCAGGGAGACUGGAGCCAGCCGCCCGUUUGUGAGGAGAUCAACAAGUGCUUAUCACAGCCUUGUCUAAACGGCGGUUCUUGUCAAAAUAAGAUUGGAUCUUUUCAGUGUGUUUGCAAGGAGGGCUUCAGUGGGAAUCGCUGUCAGAUAGACUCAGAUGAAUGUCUGCUGGAACCCUGCAUGAACGAGGGAACGUGUGAGGACCAGCCCGGCUCCUACUUGUGUCACUGUCCACAAGGCUUCAAAGGCCAGAACUGUGAAAAAGAGCAGGACGGUUGUGACUCCAGUCCGUGUCUGAACGGAGGCGUGUGUCAAGCUUACAGACAGUUUUACAUGUGCACGUGCAAAGACGGCUUCUUUGGGGAGCAGUGCCAAAUGUUGGAGGACCCGUGUGUGCUGAAACCUUGUGGAAACCGUGGUCGUUGCUGGAGUGACAGGAGAGGAAACUACAACUGUGUCUGCAAAGUAGGUCUCACAGGCAAAGACUGCGACAAAGAUCUGCUGCCUCCUUCUGGUCUCCACGUGCUGCGGGUGGAGGAGAGCGAAGUGGAGCUGCGCUGGGAUCAGCCAAAGACUUCACAGAGUGUGGUCAGCAUGUUUACCAUUUCCUACGCUCCCCUGGGCAACAGCAUCCCUAAAACAGACUACCUGGACAGGCAGCGGUCCACCCACGUUCUGCGAGACCUGGAGCCUGGUGUGCUGUACAACAUCUCCACCGUCUCCGUCAAACUCAAAACCAACAGCAAUGACUCGAGCCGACCUGCCACUGCUCUGAUCCGCACCAGACCUCGGCGAGUGGAACAACUGCAGGUGGUUAAUGUGUCAUCCUCUCAGGUUUGGCUGAGCUGGCUGGUCCAGGCUGCUCAUCAUGCAGCGGUCAGCAGGGUGCACAUGUCCUUAGUGCCUUCAGACGGGAGUAAGACUCAGACUGCUGUCCUCAACACAAGCACCACAGAGUACACCUUCAGUUCCUUACAGGCUGGUCAGAUGUACACAGUGCACGUGCUGACUCAAAGUGGAAUCAGACCAGAUGAGUUUCCCUCCACCAGCCACUCUGCAGGACCUCUGUCAUUCUGGACAAGACCCCAGCCCCCACAGAACCUCUCUCUGUCCCACGUGACCUUUAACUCAGCAAUGAUCACCUGGGGCCACCACCCAGGAAACAUCUCAGAUGGCUUUGUGAUCAACGUGACCCGAGGGCUGAACACCAGGAGUCGCUUCCUGCCCAAUGGGAAGUUAAGAUCAUACACAGUCCGUGAGCUGACACCAGGACAGCAGUACCACGUGGUGCUCACUUCUGUUCAGAACACGGAGCAGGGACAGAUCCACAGUGUGCCACAGCAUGUGGCCUUCACUACCUUGCCGAUGCAGGUGAGAGUAGGGAGGAAAGAGAGGCCCACAGUGACGGGACAGGGAACUCAGACUGCACGCAAACUUUCUCCUCAAGACCUGGGAGAACCAACAGAAACAGGGAACUCAGAAGACUCGUUCAGAUACACUGAGCUGGUUGACAGUAGGGGAAAGAUAACAGCUAAGUUCACGCAUUUGCCUCGGAAAACUAUUCGACAUCGUGCAAAACCUGAUCCACCUAUCGUGUUAGAAAAGCUGGAGGAAACGACAAACAAAAUUAGCCUUGCACUUGAGAUAGAAGAAAAAGGUUCAAGGACACAGCCUGAGUCGCCUCAGGACUGCCAUAGCCGCUCCUGCCAGAAUGGAGGGACGUGUGUGAGCGACGGCGACUCUUUCAUCUGCAGCUGUGCAGCCAGAUUUAAAGGCAGACACUGUGAGCUGUUGUGCCAGCGAACGCCCCAUUCCUGCACCCGUUUCUACUCUGAAACCAAGAGUGUCCCUGUGUGGGAGGGUGGGGUGUGCCGCUACCUGUACAAAAGAAUAUAUAAACAGCAGCAGGACGUGUGUUACCGUGAGACUUGUGAACCGGUGCUCCCCAACAGAAGUCAAACCAGAAGAAGAUCCAGACAACAAUGAAGACUUGUUUGCUUGAGUAAACGUAAUUCAGAUGUAGGUACUGUAAAAAAAAAAAAAAAAAAGAUAUACUGAAUGUUCAAAGGUUUA